AUGGCGACCAAGAAAGAUGAGACCAAGCAGGAAGAGCCGGUCGACGAUCGAGACGCCUUGGAGGUGUUGGAGUCGGAGGCCAAGGAGUGGGAGAAGGACGCCGAAAUCGACCGGAUUCUGAAAGAAUUCAGACUCGAUGCAUAUGCCGUCUUGGGACUGAAGCCUGGCGUCCCCGAAUCAGACAUCAAGAACAUGUACCGCAAAAAGUCGUUGCUGAUCCAUCCAGACAAGACUAAGAAUCCGCUGGCGCCGGAUGCCUUCGACCGUCUCAAGAAAGCCCAGACGGAGCUCAUGGACGAGAAGCACCGCCAGACGCUGGACGAAGCCAUUGCGGACGCGCGCAUGCUGCUGAUGCGCGAGAACAAGUGGAACGUGGACAGCCCCGAGCUGCGGACCCCCGAGUUCGACAAGAAGUGGCGCGAGAAGACGGUCGAGGUGCUGAUCGACAACGAGAAGCGCCGCCAGCGCCAGCUGCGCGCCCAGAUGCAGGAGGAGGGCCGCGAGCAGCGCCGCGCCGACGAGGAGCUCGAGGUGCGCAAGCGCAAGCGCCAGCACGAGGUGGACUGGGAGGCCACCCGCGACCAGCGCAUCGACAGCUGGCGCCAAUUCCAGAAGGGCAAGACUGGCGGCGACGGCGACAAGAAGAAAAAGAAGAAGCUGAAGCCCAUUGGCUGA
Messenger RNA from Lasiosphaeria miniovina, 675 nucleotides. RefSeq lists its product as uncharacterized. The coding region runs from base 1 to 675 and encodes 224 amino acids. The record is from RefSeq and is a predicted model, not a curated record. The transcript is spliced from 3 exons. Lineage: Eukaryota; Fungi; Ascomycota; Sordariomycetes; Sordariales; Lasiosphaeriaceae.